This is a messenger RNA of Fraxinus pennsylvanica, 1743 nucleotides long. NCBI's taxonomy places the organism in Eukaryota, Viridiplantae, Streptophyta, Magnoliopsida, Lamiales, Oleaceae. The record is from the annotation of a GenBank genome assembly.
AUGGUGGGAUUCGAAGUUGGAUCGGUGCCGUUUAACUCGGAUGGAUGGGGUCCGCCGGCAUCAUUUUCUUCUACACUUUCUGUACCCAAUCAUCCCUCCAAUGUGCCAUUUGCCCCUUUCUCCCGCUCCGAGAAGCUAGGUCGUAUAGCCGACUGGACGCGUUCACUCAUGAACCAGGGACGACCGGGGUCCAAGCAAGGCCACCACGCAUCUGAUUCUGCUUUUGAUUUUUCUGGAGAUGACUCAUUUGCUAGUCUCGCAGCCGAUGAGGACUCAUCCUUCCGCCUUGUUGACACCUCUGCCAAGUCCCAGCACCACAACAAUCAUAACCGCCCGAAGUUUAAUCCUCGGUGGCGCUUUAACCCCCACCACCAGCGAUCCCAGCUGCCUCAGCGCCGUGACGAGGAAGUCGAAUCUAAAAAGAGGGAGGCUGAGAAGGACCGUGCUCGUAGGGACCGUCUGUACCAUCUUAACCGCUCCCAGAUGCCUCAGCGCCGUGAGUCCGCUGUGUUUAAAUCGUCUGUUGACAUUCAGCCGGAUUGGAAUAUGCUGGACCAGAUUCCGUUCUCUACUUUCUCCAAAUUGUCUUUCUCUGUCCCUGAGCCUGAAGAUUUAUUGAUCUGCGGUGGGCUGGAGUUUUACGACAGGGCUUAUGAUCGGAUUACCCCGAAAAACUGCCGACCAUUGGAACGUUUCAAAAACCGAAACUUCUUCAAAGUUACCACAACUGAUGACCCUGUCAUUCGCCAGUUGGCUAAUGAGGAUAAAGCUACUGUUUUUGCAACUGAUACUAUCUUAUCGACCCUAAUGUGCGCCCCCAGGUCUGUCUAUUCUUGGGAUAUUGUGAUCCAGCGGGUUGGGAAUAAAUUGUUCUUUGAUAAGCGUGAUGGGUCACAGUUGGAUUUGCUUUCAGUACACGAGACCUCACAAGAGCCCUUGCCUGAUGUGAAAGAUGAUAUUAAUUCAGCUUACUCAUUGAGUGUCGAGGCAGCAUAUAUUAAUCAAAAUUUUUCACAGCAGGCUUUGAUUAGGGAUGGGAAUAAGGUUGCUUUUGAGGAGCCCAAUCCAUUUGCCAAUGAAGGGGAAGAAGUGGCAUCGGUUGCUUAUAGGUAUAGGAGGUGGAAACUGGACGAUGAUAUGCAUUUGGUUUCACGUUGUGAAGUGCAGAGUGUGAUGGAGGUGAAUAAACAAAAGUCGUUUUUGACCCUUAAUGCACUGAACGAGUUUGAUUCCAAGUAUUCUGGUGUGGACUGGAGACAGAAGCUGGAGACACAACGAGGUGCAGUGUUGGCGACUGAGUUGAAGAAUAAUGCGAAUAAGUUGGCAAAAUGGACUGCACAAGCUCUUUUGGGUGGUGCGGAUAUGAUGAAAUUGGGUUACGUUUCAAGGGUUCACCCAAGGGAUCAUUUUAACCACAUAAUUUUGGCAGUUGUGGGGUACAAGCCAAGAGAUUUUGCUACACAGAUUAAUUUGAACACUUCAAACAUGUGGGGUAUUGUGAAGAGUAUCGUGGACUUGUGCAUGAAGUUGAAUGAGGGUAAAUAUGUUCUUGUAAAAGAUCCUUCAAAGCCACAGGUGAGAAUUUAUGAGGUUCCACCGGAUGCAUUUGAGAAUGAUUAUGUUGAGGAACCCCUGCCGGAGGAGGAACAGGCUCAGCCGCCUGCUGAGGAUGCUGAUGUUGCCGAGGCAAGUACUACACCAAAAGAUGUAGAAGAGAAGGAGAUUAGCAAUGAAGCUGCUUAA